Molecule: messenger RNA, 381 nt
Organism: Arabis nemorensis
Lineage: Eukaryota; Viridiplantae; Streptophyta; Magnoliopsida; Brassicales; Brassicaceae
Source: the annotation of a GenBank genome assembly
AUGGUUGUUACGGCAAAGCAAAUGUGGUUGCGAUUGGCUUCAACUUCCGACCGGGUGAUACCGGAGGACCUGCUCUCUCUCUUUGCGAGGACUGGUCCGGAGCAGCUGAGCCGUCGACACCCACCAGAACCGCCUGAUCCCCCAGACCCUCCGGAUACAACCUCGACUCCUUCACCUUCGUUCACCACUGCUAAAACCUACGCCCGUCCCUCUACUCCGGCAAGCUUACCAGAUCCGAGCGGCACCAGAUCUGGAGCUUCGAGGGUUGGGUUGCACCAUCGCUCAUCGCCGAGUCGCCACAUCAUCUCUCCUGGCUCAACCUAUCAAUCUCAGGCCAGUUCCCACCGACCUCAUCGGUGGAGUCUCGGGUCUCCGAGUUAA